AUGCAGGCGGCGGACGUGGCCGCCGCGCCCGCGCCGACGCGGCUGCGCGGCUACCAGGAGCGGCUCGUGGCCGAGUGCGCGGGCCGGCGCUCCAUCGUCGUGCUGCCGACGGGCGCGGGCAAGACGCUGAUCGCGGCGGAGCUGGCGCGGGCCUCGCUGCCGGCACGCGCGGUGCGGGCGUGGACUGGCCUGCGCGUCGGCGAAUACCACGGCGAAUUGCAGCUCCCCGCGGAGUGGGACGUCCUGGUCGCGACCCCAGCCGCCUUCGCCAGCGCGCAGGCCAAGCGCACCGAACUCGCGUGGUCGAGCUUCAAGCUGGUCAUCUUCGACGAGGUGCACCACGUCCUGAAAGACCACCCGUACCGCAAGCUCGCGCUGCGCCUGCGGGACGCGCCCGCCUGCGUGCUCGGGCUCACCGCGUCCCUGACGUACGCGGUGGGCGACGCGGCCGUCACGGCCGCAGUCCAGAAGCUCACGAGCGAGCUCCGCAUCGAGCACAUGGCGAUGGCCUCCGUGGCCGAGAUGCGCGCCGACGGGUACCACGGGGACGCGGCGGAGGCGGACGUGCUCUCCGCGCCCGGCUGGCCGCCAGCAGGCGUCGUGCCAGCCGCGGACCGCAAGCCGCACAAGAUGAGCCCGGUCUUCUUCGCGCGGCUCAAGGACGGCACCGCCACGGCGCCGGCGCUGGGCCUCUACCGCUGCGUCCGGGCCAUGGAGGCCGCCGUGGCGCUGGUGGAUCGCGGCUUCUCGUCGCCGCUGGGGCGGCCCGUCAAGGAGUGGGGCGCCUACGCGCACGGCCGCGCCGGCCCGCUGUACGCGGACCUCGAGCAGUGGUACGAGGCGCUGCGCGUCUUGUGCGUGUCGUGGGAGGAGGGCGCCGACGCGGCCGCGACCUUCCUCCGCAUGCGCGGCUGCGAGGCGGCGGAGGCCUGGCCCGACACCGUGCAGGCCGAGGUGCGCGCCUUCUGGGCCGCCACGCCAGCAGAGUUCCCGCGGUUCCUGCACCUGAAAACGGCGCUCCUGCGGGAGCACGGGCGCACCGAGAGCUUCCGCGGCCUGCUCUUCGUGCAGCAGCGGGUCACGACGCACGUCCUCGAGUAUUUUCUCCAGCGCGACGCCUCGCUGCGCGAGCGCUUCCGCCCCGCGUGCCUCUACGCAACAACCUCGCCCGCCACCGCCUCCCUCGCCGUGAGCCCGGCGCAGGCCCGGGCGCGCGUGGCGGCAUUCGCGGCAGGCGAGGUCAAUCUGCUGAUCGCGACCGCCGUCGCCGAGGAGGGCAUGGACGUCCCCGCGGCCAACUGCGUGCUGCGCUUCGACCCGAUGCUCACGCCCGUGUCCUUGACGCAGAGCCGAGGCCGCGCGCGCCAGGCGGGGAGCAGCUUCGUCGUGCUCAGCGAGCGGCCCGACCGCCCGGCCCGCGCCCUGGCUGCGGCAGAGCAGCAGCAGCAGCGCAUCGUCGAGGCGUUCGAGCCCGGCGCAGGCCCGGACCCUGCGAAGGUCCGUGCGGCGCAGGAGGCCCGGGAGCGCGGUGCGGCGCAGGGCCUGGCGAAGGACGACCCGCCGUUGGCCGUCCUCAACCUGUACUGCAAGAGGACCAAGGUGGACCUCGUGGAGACCUGGCGAGCGGGCGCCUGCGAGCUGGUCUACGCCUCCACCUUGCGCACCGUCACCGCCGUCGGCACGGGGGCGGACAAGAAGGCCGCUAAGCGAGACGCAGCGGCGAGCUUGGUCGCCCAGCUCCGCAGCUGA
This is a messenger RNA of Prorocentrum cordatum, 1749 nucleotides long. The record is from the annotation of a GenBank genome assembly. Lineage: Eukaryota; Dinophyceae; Prorocentrales; Prorocentraceae.